Molecule: messenger RNA, 982 nt
Organism: Gadus chalcogrammus (walleye pollock)
Lineage: Eukaryota; Metazoa; Chordata; Actinopteri; Gadiformes; Gadidae
Exons: 11
Coding region: 44-982 (312 amino acids)
Source: RefSeq, a predicted model, not a curated record
GACAGACAGACAGACAGACAGACGGACAGACAGGGGGACAGAUAUGGUCACUCACAAAGAUCAUGGAAGAACAGAGUUCAGAGCUGGAGAUUGUGUCUCUCUAUCAUGUGAUGGGGCUCCGAGUAACUGUUCCAGUAUUAUCUGGCUGUUCAGUUACAAGAGUGGUCCAGCUGAUUCAUUGUUUGAAGGAGGGAAGUUUAAGUCUGAAGGCAACAAAGGAAGACUACAUGUUACAAAGGAGUGUUCUCUGGAGGUGAAGACUCAGAGAGAGGAAGAUGAAGGUCAAUACACCUGCAGAUCCUUUCCAUCAUCAGGACUACAGUUUGAUCAUGCAUCGCAUCAACUAGAGCUAAUGACAAGCACAAACAGACCAACCACAACCACAGUGAAAGCAAACACAAGCACAUCCAAACCAACCACUACACCAGUGAAAGGAGCAGCCAGCAGCAGCCCAGCAGCAAGGCCCUCAACAUCAACACCAACCACACACACACUGAACGGAGCAGCCGGCAGCAGCACAACAUCAUGGCCCCCAACAACACCAACACCACAUACACCCAACGCUCCUACAGCGGGGGUCCUGCUGCGGGUCCUGGUGCUGCUGGGCUUCUCCGUCCUGACCCUGGUGGUUCUGCUCAGCCUCAUUGGCUGGUGGAGAACCAGAGGUACCAAGGCGGAAACAGAAGAGUGCAUUGGUCUGAACUCUGCCAGCGACGCCCCGCCAGCCAGAGAACGCCUCGGCUCAGGGGCCAGUGACCAGCAGCAGCACACUGUGGAGAUGGACCUGGACUGGGCUCCCAGGGGCCCCUCUGUGGUCCAGCGUGGUGGGCAGAGGGCAGUAGGCUCAGCACAGGACCAAGAGGAUCCUGGUGAACUUAGCGAUGCGGCUACCUAUGAAAACCUGAGGGCCCCUCCCAGAUGUGUUGGGGACACUGCGGACACGGGCGUCCAUUUUGUCACCGUCCACCAACUGUCAAAAUGA